Molecule: messenger RNA, 289 nt
Organism: Dimorphilus gyrociliatus
Lineage: Eukaryota; Metazoa; Annelida; Polychaeta; Dinophilidae
Source: the annotation of a GenBank genome assembly
CAUGUAUUGGCUCACUUAUACACUAACUGCUAAGCAUGCUGGUAAAAUCAACUGUUUAUUUGAAUUGAAAGUUGAGACCCAGGCUGUUGGUGUAGAAGGACAAAAAAUAGCCAUUGGUCUACGACAAAUUUCAGGAACACCAUCAUGCAGCACUGAAUCUACAGAUCCUUCGAAAGCAACAAUAGAUAUAGGCGGACCAUUUUCUCCUGGUAUUAGUAUUCAAAAUAUUAUAGCCACAAAGGCUGGUUCAAGUGACUUUGCACAUAUGAAUCAUUUAAAGUAUGAAUAG